AUGGUUUGGAUAACAGAAGCACAACCAACAACAACAGCAGCAGCAACAGUAGCAUCAACAACAACAACAACAACAGCAGCAGCAGCAGUGGGGUCAACAACCAAUUCAAUAAGUUUAUCAAGUUUAAAUUCUAUUGAUGGAAAUAGUAUUGGUUCAGCAUUAUUAGCAUCAACUGCUUUACCACUUACACAAAUAGCAUUUGCAACAUCUGCAACAUCUGCAACAGCAGCUCAAUCUGGUUCAAUAUUAGCAUCUACAGCAUCAUUUUCAGGAGCAUUAGAGAAAUCAUUACAAUUUGGGUUCGCAGAGGUAACAAGAAGAGUUGUAACUCAGGUUGCAAAGAAUGGUAUUAAACGUGUAUCAACUAUAGCUUUAGCAUUGGUGGUAACAAAAUCAUCAAUGGGUGGAAACCUAUUAUCAUCAUCAACAGCACCAGUACCAACAUCCAAUCUUUUAUCAAUUGCUUCAACACCUUACUCUGCAGUAUUUUUCUCAAUUAAUCAUAAUGAUCGUAUCUUUACAAUUGAUAAUCAAUUCAAUGAAACUGUAACAUGUAUUGAUAAUAAUAAUUUUAGUUUCAAUUUCAACAAAUCAAUCACUUGUCAAAUUGAUGCUAAUAAUAAUGGUAUUAAAUGUAAUACAACCAACUUUGUAACUGAAAUUAAUUGUGGUGUUCGUUCAAAAUCUGCAUUGACUAUAAAUUCUCUAUUUCAACAGUUUCAAAAGUUUCAAGUUCAUUAA
Molecule: messenger RNA, 741 nt
Organism: Dictyostelium discoideum AX4
Lineage: Eukaryota; Evosea; Eumycetozoa; Dictyosteliales; Dictyosteliaceae
Exons: 3
Coding region: 1-741 (246 amino acids)
Source: RefSeq, a predicted model, not a curated record